Molecule: messenger RNA, 5634 nt
Organism: Astyanax mexicanus (Mexican tetra)
Lineage: Eukaryota; Metazoa; Chordata; Actinopteri; Characiformes; Acestrorhamphidae
Gene: phf19
Product: PHD finger protein 19
Exons: 15
Coding region: 180-1859 (559 amino acids)
Biological process (GO): regulation of DNA-templated transcription; chromatin organization
Cellular component (GO): nucleus
Molecular function (GO): DNA binding; chromatin binding
Source: RefSeq, a predicted model, not a curated record
GUGAAAAAAUGGCGACUUGCAGAGGCUCGGUUUAAGCGGAGCAGAGCAGCUCAGGACUGAAAAACUCACUUUAUUCCGCGAAUGGAAGCGCUUACAGCGGGCUAAACACUCCGGGAACAACUUCCACCCUCCUGAGGAGAGGAGAAAUCAGCACGGGACUGUAGGCGUGUGAGGUAAGUAUGUUGGAGGGAGCCUACCGGGACAGCUACCUGGCUGUGGGUCCGGACGAGCUAGACGCCAAACGGCUGCUGCCCAAACUUGAGACAGUUUGCAGUGAUCUCGAGAGCAAGCUCACCGUCGGGCAGUACGUCCUCUGCCGUUGGUCUGACGGCCUCUAUUACCUGGGGAGGAUUCAGAGGGUGAGCUCUUCAAAGCAGAGCUGCUUUGUCACAUUUGAGGACAACUCUAAGUUCUGGGUGCUGUGGAAGGACAUUCAGCAUGCCGGCGUCCCUGGAGAGGAGCCCAAAUGCUACUUGUGCUCUGAGACGACUAUGAUGUCUGAUAAUAAAAUACUUAUCUGUGGGAAAUGUGGAAUAGGCUACCACCAGCUGUGCCACAUGCCGCAGGUGGAGAGCUCGGCCGACCUCUCGCCGUGGUUCUGCAGGAAGUGCAUUUUCGCCUUAGCUGUGAGAAAAGGGGGCGCUCUGAAGAAAGGCCCUGUGGCCAAAGCCCUGCAGGCCAUGAAGCAGGUUCUCACCUACAACACAGAGGAGCUGGAGUGGGACUCACUGCACCGCACUAAUCACCAGCAGUGCUACUGUUACUGCGGAGGACCUGGAGAAUGGUACCUGAAAAUGCUGCAGUGUUUCCGCUGUGAGCAGUGGUUUCACGAGGCGUGCACGCAGUGCCUGCAGGAGUCCAUGAUGUUCGGAGAUAGGUUUUACUUGUUCAUUUGUGCGGUGUGCAAUAAGGGAGUGGAGUACAUCAAACGCCUGGCUCUGCGCUGGGUGGAUGUGGUCCAUCUCGCCCUGUAUAACCUGGGAGUGCAGAGUAAGAAAAAAUACUUUGAACUGGAGGAGAUCCUCAGCUUCAUCAGCAACAACUGGGAUCAUUUCCAGCUGGGCAAGCUCGCCAGUACCCCUCCCUCAGAGAGAGGCCAGCUCAUCCUCGACGCUCUUAACAAGUACAAAAGCAAGUUUCUUUGUGGAAAAGAAAUCAAAAAGCGGAAAUGCAUCUUUCGGUUACGGACACGAGUUCCUCCCAACCCCCCCUCCAAACUGUUUCCAGAGAAGACCCCCAAACCCGAGGGCCGCCGGGGCUGUAAGAAAGGGGACGCGCUGAACGGUAGCUGUGCUCCUGCAGAGAAGCGGAGGAAGAAGAGGUCUAAAUGGCUGCUGGAGGAUGCUAUUCCCAACAAUGAGCUGACGUCCAGCUGGAGCUCCAAUCAUCACAUGGCCAAUAUCUUCGACUUCACACUCGACGAGCUGCAGAGUCUGAAAAGCACCAGUUCCAGCCGGACGUUCAGUCUGGAUCAGGACUCCACAGAUGCUGCCAGCACUUCAGGCUCUGCCACCACUAGCGUUUCCUACGACUUCAGGAAGAACGUGGGCAGCAGGAAAAGGAAGUUGCCUUCAGCCAAUUACAGCAUGCUGACCAGUAAGAGGGAGGCGCUGGAGAGCGAUCUGAGCCCGGUGGGUCUCCCCGGGGACGAGCCCCACGCUGCCAACGACAGCCACACCUUCGAGAGCCUCAGCGAGGACGACUCGUCCCUGUCUCACCUGAAGUCCUCCAUCACCAGCUACUUUGGGGCUGCAGGCCGGCUCACUUUAGGGGAGAAGUACCAGGUCCUGGCCCGACGGAUCACACCUGAGGGCAAGGUGCAGUACCUGGUGGAGUGGGAGGGAACCACGCCCUACUGAGGGGCUUUAAGGACGAAGAGAAAGAGGUACAAGAGGAAGAGGAGGAGGAGAAGAAGAGGAGGAGGAUUAGGGAUAAUUUUAACAGUGAAUGUUCUUCACUUCCAGUCCUGGAGAGAAUCACAGCACUGCACAGAUCAGAGUCCAGUGGUUGCCCUGAUUAAACAAACCUGACACGAGCAAAACCAUCCUUAUCUUCAAAAAAACACUUCAAAUUUAUUCAUUUUUACGUUUCUUUUUAUCAAUAAAAUGAAUUUUAUUGAUAAUACAAUCAAGAAAAGGAAAUAGUUUAAGUUCAAACAAAGCCUGAAUCUGUAGAGUGUGCCAUUUCGAUUUUACCACAUUAAAAAAGCAAGUUUAAUUCAUUUAAUUAAUUGCUAUGUUUAGAAUAAUUUAGCCAUUUUUACAGUUAAGUCCCUAGUCUGUAAUAAUUCGGUAGGAAUCAACAAGGCAUCUGACGGUAAUAAUAAUGACACCACCCUACUGUGAUUCUGUUAGUUAGUUAGUUCCAACCCUGCAAUGUGAUUGGCUGAGAGCCGUUAUAUAAGUACCGUUAUCAGCCGGUAAUGCACUGUAAUUACCAAAGCUCUCCAUGUAUUACUCCGCCACAUACCGCCACAUUACAACCUAGCAACAAUGCAGCAAUGCUUACAAGCCAAACAACAACAGCACAGCAGCUACAAACAAACAGAGCAGCAAUUAAACAAUUUUGAGUGGCGGAGUUUUUAUUUUAUAACCGACAUCUUUUCUCCUCCUCUUUAACUCUUUAAAUCUUUUAAUAAACAGCAAUAAUGGAAUAAUACACUCGAGGUUCGUGCUAUAACGUGUAAUAUUGGCACUAUUACUAUAAAGUUAUAGCACUCCUUCUCUUCUGUAUUAUUACUUAAAUAUAUUGCAAAAUAUAACAUUAUGAUAAUUCACACCAUCUGUGUUACUAAAGAGGUUAAAAUACUCCUAAAUGCCAGCAAAUACCAGGAGUUAUGGAUUUAUUCAUGUCAUUACCAACAGGUUUAUUAACCUAUUUAUUUGAUUAUAGCGCCACCAUGUGGAGUAAUUAAGCAAUAACUUUAAUAAGGCAAAUUGGGGGUGAAGUCUUUGGUAGUUUAGAGCGCAUAUGUUUAAAUCAAAAUAUUGAAAUUACAUUUCAAAGGAAAAAUGACACAUAUUCCAUAGGUCAGUGCAGCGUUCUUUAUUUUCUGUGAUGCUCCGUUAUAACAUGUGUCAUAUCAGUGUAAUUAAAUUAAGGAAGGUUUUUGUGAUUGUGAUAGUACACCGUGAUAAAUGUGCUAAAUGAUUUUCACACCAAAUGAAAGGGUUAACUUGUGUUGUUUUAGUUUACUCCUCUCAACACUGUGCUGCUUUUGAUGAACUGGACCGUGUGCAGUGCCGUGACCCUGCAGGACUGGAUCAGAACAGCACUGGUUCAGACUGAGCGUCACGUUGCCCAAAGUAGUGUCUCUUGCUUUUAUUAUUUUUACUUGUGCUACACCAGAGCUCUAGUUCAUUUCUGAAUAUCUUUAACUUUAAACUGUUAGGUUCUUCAUUUUCCUGACUUUUGGGUGUUGAAGUGUUUUUAAAUUCAUCAUCACAGGGUCCUGUUGACAGGGCACUACGAACAGCACAAAACUUAGUGUUCUGGUUCAUGUUUUGUUUUCAGUAUGUAAUAUGAUAACAUGAUAAUCACGUUUUUAUAACUUCUGUUUAUCUGUUUUGGUUGUUUUGGCAGAGUGCUUUUUAACUUUUCUAAAUAGAAACUCGUGUCUAAGAUCAAAACAAUGGCUGCUUUUCUACUGCAUGGCGAAAUGGUUAUUACUAAUUACUAAGAAUUUAGCCCAGGUUUUCGUUGAUUACCAACAAAAUCUAAAAGCUCUGAGGCAAAUCGGGGAUCUCUUGUCGAUUAGUCUAAUCUACUGAAAGACGCUCGCCAACAAAUCACAGACACCUGACAGAUAUUUGGCAUGCUAGACAUCUGACCCAGUCAGCGACUGGGAGUCAGGAGCAGCGGCUACAUACUGCCAAUGCUAGUCAGAUGGUUAGAGAUGGUUACACAUAAUAAGUAAUCUUUGAAUAAAACAAAAUAUCGACAACACUAUAAAUAUUACUUUCCUGACUCAGUGUAGUAAACAUCUAGUUUUACAGAUUUAACAGUACUUAUGUACAUAUUAUUACAUCAUAUUAUUUUGUUUGUGCACAGAAUAGAAACUCUGGGGGUGAUCUCUCGGCACUCGCACAGUCACGUAUUGGAAACUAUUGAAGACGCUCGCCAAACCAGAUAUUUGGCAUGCUAGAUAUCUGAACCAGUCAGCGAUUGGGAGUCAGGAGCAGCGGCUACAUACUGCAAAUGAGAUCACAGAAAAAUAAACAUUUUGGACUCACUUUAAGUGCGUAUUCUCCUCUAUAGAGAUUCUCUGGCAUGGCAUUGCGAGUUCUCAUGUGUUUAGUUCUGGUGUGUUCUCGUGAUGAAAUGUGUUUCUGGAGAGCAGCCAGAUAUGCCAAAAAUGUGUUAUUUGUUGCGUUAGCAAUGCUGGCGACUAGGCUUAUCCAACUUUGAUAAUGCCCCGUAAAAACUGUCGGCGACUGCGCUAAUCCAACAUUUCUACACCAUAUUACUAGUAUUGCUGCUGAACCGUGUUAGUUGGUAGAUCCUUCAGUGUUUAAGCUCAUACACUGAGCUAUUCUGUGGCCACAAGUACAGUUAACUAACCAAAAAGCCACCAGAAAAGUUACCCUCAGAAACGUUCUCAGAACCACCACUCAGCCCUGCAGUGGAAAAGCAGCUUUUAUAUAUCUAACUCUAUAUAUCUAUCUCAUGCUCCAUUCUGAUUUUAAGGUAUUUUAACAACAAAUCAGCUGAUGAAUGUUAAUCUUACAUCUAUCUCACCUAAAUGGUAUUUUAACUUAAUUUUAACGAAAUACUGUAUAAGCUGUUAUCUUCUGCUGCCUUCCUGUAGCAGUAUAGAGACUUCCAGUGUUUGUGGCUGCAGAAAAAAGCCAGAGCCGUUAAAAGUUUUAUUAUUAUUUCCAGUAUUUUAUUAUUAUAUGAAAAGAGGAUUAUGAUUUAUUCUUCAUAAUAUAAUUGUGAAUGUUGAUACAUGUUUAACCCUCCUGUUAUGUUCAGCUUUAAGGAACAGCUAUAGCGUUUCCAGGUCAGAUUGACCUUUGUUUAUCCAUGUUUAGCUCAAUUAAUAUAAAUACACAUCAACAUUUAGGCCCAAUCCCAUUUCACACCUUAGCUCUACCCCUCUGUUUUACAUGGGUGCCCUGAGAUUUCUCUCCUGAAAACUGUUUAUUUGGGUGAGUAAAGCGCGUCCAUUUAUUUACAGUACAGGAUUUCCACUAAGGCUGAGUGCAGCAGCAUUAGCAUUAGCUGCUAACCUCAGCGCUAGCGCUAGUAAAUGCCGCCUGACAGCUCUAUACUGAGGAAUCUUGAAUGUUCAGCUAGGUUUGUCCCAUGUAGCUUGUUUUAACACAGUAAACACACAAAGUACAGGCUGGUAAUACUCACCUCUGAACAGUGAAAGAGCUAGCGCUUAGCAUGGUUAGCGGCUAAUGCUAAUGCUCCAGCUUUAGUGCUGGAGAAACUUCAAUACCUGACUGGUAGAAUUUAUACAUAAGGAGCACCAGAUUAUAAAGGUGCACUGACGAUUUUGUGAAAAUUAAAACAUAUGCUUUAGAUAUAUAUUUAUCGAUUGAAUAAAGAGUUAACUCUGUUCCAAAGAAUAGGGGUACAAAAGAGAAAUGGGAUUAGGCCUUGCUGUAUUAAAGCUCUUUUUUUAAA